AGAACACGAUUUAGCUUACAAACGUAGUAAUUCUAUAACGGAACGUAUUAAAGCAGAUUUUGUGUUUGAAAAUCGAACUUGGGAAAGAUUUAAAGCCAAAGACUCCAGCUUUAGGGAAAAAGCAUCGGCAUGGGCUGUUACGACGGGCAUGAAGGCGAUACGUAAAUUAUGGGCGGGGUGCGGGUUCAAUGUCGUCGGUAAUGCCACGAAAACUAUAUUGAAGAAAAACAUUGGUGAAAAAAACAUUCCAAUAUUAAUAAGAAAAUGUCUGACUGCUGCGAGAAGGAUGUUCAAGAAAAAUAGAAAUAAAAAUUAAACUCCCCGAGUAAUACCUAUGCCCAAAACUGGUGGUAUGCUGUCACUUAUACCAAUUUUCGCCGGACUGUCCGCGUUGAGUUCUUUGACGGCUGUUGCUGCCGUCGUAGCCAAGACGGUAAUUGAAUUUAACCGUACAUCGCCAACACAUUUGGGGAAAGGAUUAUACCUCGCACCGCAUAAAAGCGGAUCUUAUAAAAUUACGAGCGGAAACUGA
Cinara cedri is the source of this 532-nucleotide messenger RNA. The record is from the annotation of a GenBank genome assembly. Lineage: Eukaryota; Metazoa; Arthropoda; Insecta; Hemiptera; Aphididae.